AUGUAUGAAGCAAGCCAAGGCACUGGACUGUAUAGUCUCUUCCCGCCAUUAAAGUUUCUUUCUGUGAUUUUUGCUCUUGAUUUACCCAUGGCCAUGUCCUAUGCUCCAGACAGAGCUUCGGGGAAGAUCAAGUUGUUUUUCAAGGCCAUGGGCCAAAUGGUUCCUGUUAAGGCGGUGUAUGGAGAUACCGUGCUGGAAACAGCACACAAGAACGGUGUGAAUCUUGAAGGAGCCUGCGAAGGAAACCUAGCAUGUUCAACAUGCCAUGUAAUUCUAGAGGAGUCUCUGUAUAAAAGGCUCGGAGAGCCCUCUGAUAAAGAGUAUGACCUCAUAGAUCAAGCGUUUGGAGGUACAAGCACUUCAAGAUUGGGAUGCCAGUUAAAAGUAGACAAAAAUUUCGAGAAUGCUGUUCUCACGAUUCCUAGAGCUACGAAGAACAUGGCUGUGGACGGAUUUAAGCCUGAACCUCAUUAA
Molecule: messenger RNA, 474 nt
Organism: Encephalitozoon romaleae SJ-2008
Lineage: Eukaryota; Fungi; Microsporidia; Unikaryonidae
Product: adrenodoxin
Exons: 1
Coding region: 1-474 (157 amino acids)
Biological process (GO): P450-containing electron transport chain
Cellular component (GO): mitochondrion
Molecular function (GO): 2 iron, 2 sulfur cluster binding
Source: RefSeq, a predicted model, not a curated record